AUGCAAAAAUAUUUAUUGCUGACUUUGUUUGCAUUUGUGCCAAUCUGUUUGGCUCAAUUCGGAGGUGGAGGAGGGGGAAUGGGACGAGGAGCGUGGGGACAGAAAAUGUUUGAAGGAAUGAUUGCUGAACUCCCGCCCGACGUUCAACAGAAAGCUCGCGCCAUUCAUGAUAAUCAGUCCCUCCGACCCGGACAACGACGACAACAAUUGAUGAAACUCUGGGACACAUUACCCAUUGAACAGCGUCCGAUGCCCCCAUUCAUGCGUCGCUUAUCACCCACUCUUCAGGAACAAGUCCGAGGCAUUUGGGGGAAUACGAAUGUUCCUUGGCGUCAACGCCAGCGUCAAUUCCAACAAUUCUGGCGAGCGCUCCCCGCCGAUCAACGCCCAAUGCCACCAUUCUUGAAAAGACUCCCUGAACCAUACAAGAGUCAAUGGCUAGCGCUUAGAGGUCAACGCGGCCCGGGGAGAUUUGCGCAAAUUCAGCAAUUGAUUCAAACGAUGCCUCAAGAUGUCCGCUCACAAUUGCCUUUUGUGAAAUUCGGUGGAACUUUACCGGCAACGAGAAGGGCCCAGAAACCACUGCCACACUUCCUCGAAACCCUUCCCGAACCAUAUAAGAGUCAAUGGAUGGCCAUCCGAGCUAAACCAACGGCUACAAGAUCUGAGAAAAUUCAGGAACUAAUGCAAUCGUUGCCGCAAGAUCUUCGCUCGAAAUUACCUUUCCAGAAAUUUGGUGGAAGUGAGGGAGGAAGAGCCGGCGCACCACAGAAGCCACCUCCACACUUCCUUGAAACACUCCCAGAACCGUACAAGAGUCAAUGGAUGGCCAUCCGGGCUCAACCAUCUGCCACAAGAUCUGCACAAAUUCAGCAACUAAUGCAAUCGAUGCCGCAAGAUCUUCGCUCAAAAUUACCUCUCCCGAAAUUUGGUGGAAGUGAGGGAGGAAGAGCCGGCGCACCCCAGAAACCACCUCCACACUUCCUUGAAACACUCCCAGAACCGUACAAGAGUCAAUGGAUGGCCAUCCGGGCUCAACCACCUGCCACAAGAGUUGCGCAAAUUCAGCAACUAAUGCAAUCGAUGCCAGAAGAUCUCCGCGCUCGAUUGCCUUUUCCAAAACUCGGCGGAAGAAUGGCUGGUGGUAGAAAGGGUCGAAGAUUCGGUGGCCAGCAACAACCAGGACAACCGCAGUUUGGGCAAUCCGCCGACCAACUAGCCCAGCCAGUCACCGGGCAACAAAUGAUGAUGCAGGGA
Messenger RNA from Mesorhabditis belari, 1257 nucleotides. NCBI's taxonomy places the organism in Eukaryota, Metazoa, Nematoda, Chromadorea, Rhabditida, Rhabditidae. The record is from the annotation of a GenBank genome assembly.